CCGGCCGCUCCUAGGCGGCUGCGCCUCGCCGCGCUGCAGGCGCCGGGCCGGUGUUGGACGGAGCUCGGCGCGUAGCGGCCGGUGUUUCCCUGUGAGGCUGGAUGUGGCGAUAGGGGGCCGACAGCGCCCCGGGAAGAUCUGUAACAAGCACAGCUGGUGCUUUCUCAGGACCCUGUUCAGAGUCUUCAUGUUGUCCCAUCUAGAUGAAACUGAUCUGAGAAGAAGCUGGGGACAUUCUGUUUGGGCUGUGUGUUUCCAGUAAGCUUUUGUCUGUGAAAAAGGCAGGCGUGUAUCCUUCAAGAAGCAGAGAGGUACAGACUAAAUGGAUCUAAAGACAGCAGUGUUCAAUGCAGCUCGUGCUGGCAAGCUGCAGCUCCUUUUGAAGUUACUGGCAAGCAAAACAAGAGAAGAGGUAGCCCUACUGAUGUCAGAGAAAACCAAUGGUGCCACACCACUUCUGAUGGCAGCCCGUUAUGGUCACCUUGACAUGGUUGAAUACUUGUUGGACCAUUGCUCUGCGUCAAUAGAAGUUGGUGGUUCGGUGAAUUUUGAUGGUGAGACCAUUGAGGGGGCUCCACCGUUAUGGGCAGCAUCAGCAGCUGGCCACUUGAAGGUGGUUCAGUGUCUCUUAGAUCAUGGUGCAUCUGUCAACAAUACAACUCUGACAAAUUCAACACCGCUUAGAGCUGCCUGUUUUGAUGGUCAUCUGGAAAUAGUAAAGUACCUUGUGGAGCACAAAGCAGACCUGGAAGUAUCAAACCGUCAUGGGCAUACAUGCUUGAUGAUCUCAUGUUACAAAGGCCACAAAGACAUUGCUCAGUAUUUACUUGAAAAAGGAGCUGAUGUCAACAGAAAAAGUGUUAAAGGAAACACUGCGUUACAUGACUGUGCGGAAUCUGGAAGUUUGGAGAUCAUGAAGAUGCUUCUCAAGUACUGUGCUAAAAUGGAAAAGGAUGGUUAUGGAAUGACUCCCCUUAUGUCAGCUAGUGUGACAGGCCACACAAAUAUUGUGGACUUUCUGACACAGCAUGUACAAACCAGUAAGGCUGAACGCAUAAAUGCUCUGGAGCUUCUAGGAGCAACGUUCGUGGACAAGAAGAGAGAUCUGCUUGGCGCUUUGAAGUACUGGAAGCGAGCUAUGGAAAUGAGAUACAGUGACAGGACUAAUAUCCUGAGCAAACCUGUGCCACAAACACUAAUUAUGGCAUACGAUUAUGCUAAAGAGGUAAACAGCUCACAAGAGCUAGAAAAUCUCAUUGCAGACCCUGAUGAAAUGAGAAUGCAAGCACUAUUAAUUAGAGAACGUAUUCUUGGUCCUUCUCACCCAGAUACAUCCUAUUAUAUUAGAUACAGAGGUGCUGUCUAUGCAGACUCUGGAAACUUCAAGCGUUGCAUCAAUUUAUGGAAAUAUGCUUUGGACAUGCAGCAGAACAAUCUUGAUCCACUGAGCCCUAUGACAGCCAGCAGUUUACUGUCAUUUGCUGAACUUUUCUCCUUCAUGCUACAAGAUAGGGCAAAAGGCCUGCUAGGCACUACUGUCACAUUUGAUGAUCUCAUGGGUAUACUGUGCAAAAGUGUGCUUGAAAUAGAACGGGCCAUGAAACAAACCCAGUGUCCCCCUGAUCCGAUACAGCUGAACAAAGCCCUUUCCAUCAUUUUGCAUUUAAUUUGCUUGUUGGAGAAAGUACCUUGCAGCUCAGAACAGGAGCAUUUUAAGAAACAGACUAUUUACAAGUUUCUUAAGCUUCAGCCCAGAGGGAAGAAUAACUUCAGUCCACUUCACCUUGCUGUUGAUAAUAACACUACAUGUGUGGGUCGCUACCCAGUUUGUAAAUUCCCCUCUCUACAAGUUACUGCUAUCCUGGUAGAAUGUGGUGCUGAUGUGAAUGUCAGAGACUCAGAUAACAACAGUCCGUUACACAUUGCUGCGCUGAACAACCAUCCAGACAUCAUGAAUCUUCUUAUCAAGUCAGGUUCACACUUUGAUGCCACAAACUUGCAUAAACAAACUGCUAGUGAUUUGCUGGAUGAGAAGGAAAUAGCAAAAAAUUUAAUCCAGCCCAUAAAUCAUACUACAUUGCAGUGUCUUGCUGCUCGUGUAAUAGUGAAUCAUAAUAUAUACUAUGCAGGGCACAUCCCUGAGAAACUAGAGAACUUUGUUUUGCUCCAUAGGUGAUAGUAUGGAGUCCCAGAGUACUGAUUUUGAAACACGACUUGGUGAAGAUAUUUUCCUUGAGCACUGUUGUGAUACACCAGCGUUCCCUUAGCUUGCUCCAUCGUGCUGUCAUUGGCUAAAGUAUUGUUAGCAUCAGAUCUGCAGAGUUGGUUACCCAGUAUUUAAUAUGAACAUGCCAUAUAAUAUAUUUUGUGGAUUAUUUAGUUAUGUAAUGCCAUAUCUAGACUCUUUAAAAUUGUCUGCCAAAGGCUUGUCUAUUCUGGUUUUACUUGCCUGUUGGGUGUUUGGAACUGGGUUGAAUAUCUUCCACUGAUGUCUUUUUGCUAUAACUGUUAUGUGGAUUUUAUACAGUUGAAGGGUCAUCUUUUGGUUUUGCUUGAGCAUUUCUACUCUUCCUGUAUUCUUUUUCUAUGGACUCAUUGCUAAAUCGUACAAGUUGUAUGGACUUGUUAACAUUUGCAACUACCAUAAGUGCUUUUAUCUUCUCUAUAGUGCAUAGAGAAACAUGACUGUUGUGUGUGAGCAUAUUUCUAUGCAGCACUUGGCCAAUUUCAACUUAAAUGCCAAUUUUGUUUUGCAGUUUGUUUGGAGCUCUCUUGAGAAUGCUGUCUUCAUAGCAUGAUUAAUUUUGGAGUUUACUUACCAGCUCUCCAAACUUGGGUUUGACUUUUUUGACUGCUGUAACUGAGGUUGCUUUCCUUUUGAUCUUUGGAAACUUGUGCUAAAUUUGGGAGAAGAAAAAUCUUGCUUUUUCUCAUUGUAGUCCACUUAAAGUUUAAAUCUGAAAAUUGUUUUACUGCAUUGUGCAGUUAGGGAAGAGUCCUCAUUGUGUAUGACUGACACCUUCCCCUUUGCACUGAUGUCUUGUUUGUGCUGGUUAUGUGACUAGAUGUGAAGUUUGCUCAGAGUUUAACCUUGAACUUAAUGAUACACUUUAAAGAGAAAUAAAUCAAAUGUAUGCUGUAGUUUAAAAUUUACAAAUCAACUUUAGCUGCAAAAGAAAAUAAAGCAUGUCGAUGGCAUGAUGCUUAUCAGUCCAGAUCUAGACAUCAUCAAAUAUAGUAAGUGGCUGUUUGCCAGGGUAUUGGAAGUUCUCUAGCAGUGUCCUUUUUUCUUCAUUUUAUGUAUCUUUUUAAAUACUUGCAUGGACUUUAUAUCUCUACUAUGCCGUCAGCUGUACUUAACAAGAAAGCAGAAGUUCUGUUGUGUAUGUAGCUCCUAAUUAAAGUACCUAUUUUUAUAAUAUUUGCACAACAGCUUAGCUUUUACAACAGAAAGGGCUCUUUUGAAUUGAUAAGAAAUCUAAACAAUGUUAAAUCUGAGUGUGAAUCAGGUAUUUAAUAUAAUUCAGCACUUUACUGUUGAUUAAUAGUAGAAUUUAUUGUGGCACAUUAGACCUGCAAAUGUCUUAAAUUUAAAUUAGUUUCUGUUGGAUAGGUAAGUUAGCUUGCAGGUUUAGUUGUCAAGCCUAUUGAAUGUCGGUGGGCUUGAUAUUUUAUUUCAGUGGUGGGCAGUUAAGUGUGCCUGUGGGGUUCUUGCUCCAGAAACUCAACAAGUUGAUUUAGGCCUUUGGCAGUGAUAGACAUAUUUAGAAGCCAAAUUGAUUAAAGGUAAAUUGAGGUGAGUCUUUUUUAAUAUUUUUAUUUCUUAAGUUGAUGUCAGAAUUCUUUUGUUGUUUGUAAAUUACAUUGAGGAAGAAUGUGUCUUAGGAGCAUAUAAGAAUAGUUCUUCCUUGCUUUUGGGCUUUUGGUAUUCCUGUUAGUGUACAGCAUGGUGCCUACCAGCUUAGCCAUUACUGGGGAAAAAUAUGGGGAUGCUUUUAAACAAAGAUAUGUUGAAAGCAGUGCUGUUUGUGUAUUGCCACUUUCAGAGUCUGUAUUUUGAAGCAACCUUCAUCUGUUUGUCCCAUGCCAUGUCUACACGGUAUGAAAUUAUGAGAAUCAUAGAAUCUCAUAGGCUGAAAAAGACCUUUAAGAUCAUAGAGUCCAACCGUUAACCUAGCACUGCCAAGUCCACGACUAAACUAUGUCCCUAAGUGCAAUACCUCCAGGGAUGGUGACUCAACCAUGUCCCUCAGCAGCCUGUUGGAGUGCUUGACAACCCUUUCAGUGAAGAAAUUUGUUAUGAUAUGCGAUCUAAAUCUCCCCUGGCAUGACUUGAGGCCAUUUCCUCUUGUCCUAGCACUUCUUAUGUAGAAGAGACUGACACCCAUGUUGCUACAGCCUCCUUUCAGGUAGUUGUAGGGUGUGAUAAGGUCUCCCCUCAGCCUGCUCUCCAGGCUAAACAACCCCACUUCCCUCAGCCGCUCCUCAUCAGACUUGUGCUCCAGACCCUUCACCAGCCCCACUACCCUUCUCUGGACACGCUCCAGCACCUCAAAGUCUUUCUUGUAGCGAGGGGCUCAAACCUGAACACAGUACUCCAGGUGUGGCCUUACCAGUGCAGAGUACAGGGGUAUGAUCACUGCCGUAGUCCUGGCUGCACCGUUUCUGUCUGGUACAAGCCAGGGUGCUAGCUGCUCUCACAAAUACAUAGGAGUAAAUUUCUAUUAAAUUGGCUGAAUUUCUCUGAUUUGUAAUGAUUAAAACACAUGAUACCCAAGUUGUCAUUUGUGUGAACAUCUAAGUUGAUUUUUGAUUUUUUUUAUUUUUUAAUACUUUUCUACUAUUCUGUAAGUAGGGAUAAUCAACAAAUCACUAGAAAUGAUCCACAUUAUUCUUCAAGUCAUUAAUUCUUUUUCUAUAGGUCACAGAGAAAGGGGUUUUUAGAGUUUGAGUUUUAUACUCUGGAAUCUCUACUCUUUAGUGGUUUUAAGUUUCUGUCUUUCUAACUGUCAAAAACCAAAAUGUUUAAAAUUAGUUGGAUAUUAUUAGUCUGCAAAAAUUGUUAAUUGUUAGCAAAUUUUUAAAUGGAAAACAUUCCCAGAAGAGGAAGCGUAUCACUAUUAAGUAUAUGUAAACCUAGUGAAAAUUGCUACAAGGCAGGCUUAUUCUGUUAGCUGCUCUUUAAAAACAAACUAAUUUAAUAGGAUGCACUGAUUUAUUGUAUGUAGUUCUGUCUAAAUAUCAACCAAUGUGCAUCAGUCCUAAAGACUGUCACCUCUGUGCAGAAUUUAAUUUUUCAUGGUGAUAAGGCUAUCUGCUGAACUGUUGCCUUGCUGGAUACUUGGGCUCAGGUGUCCAGGCAGAUGAGUUCAUGCAUUUAAUAUCACUUCCAUUUAGCCCUGUGUGUUUACAUUACUCUGCUUAAUUUCUCUUAAUUUAAAACAAUUCGGUAGAGAGCCUGUGCUGGGUACUGUGUUAGGCGUAAGUUGGAUUUGUUGAUUGGAAGAGAGGGUUGGGGCAGCAGUUCUUGAGAUGCAUGUGCCACUAAGGCCAGUGCAGUUGGGUAGUAAGUUUUGCCCCCUCAGCCCCUGACUGAAAUCAGUUUUGUCUCCACACCAAUUUUGUCUUAACUUCAGUAUAGAUACCAAAUUUCUGGACCAGAAAUCUGUUCCAUUCUUACUGUGGUUACUCUUCAGAGGUGGGUAUAUGUUUUAUUUUAGUGGAACAUGGUGAUGAUACACGCAGUAGUGUUGCUAGCUGGACUCAGACUGUGGUAAGGAUGAGGAACUAAAGAACAUUCAAAACACAUUUUAUUUUUAUCAUAUUUUUAAUGCAUUCUUUUUCUGUUCUUUUUUCUUCCUGUUUGGGCUUUUUUUUUCUGAGGAUAUACACUGCUUCUGCUGCAUGCUGAUCAGAGCUACUGAUGCAGAAGAAUGCUACAGAAAAAAAAUUAUGCCCUGAAGGGAUGAAACAGGCUUUAAAAUUGAUUAAACAGUUCCUAGGUAUUGCUCUCUAGAGACAAAGACACUGAUACUUCCUCACUUGUUGAGACCUCUGAAGCUGUAUUUUUGGGGAUAAAUACUUAAAGCAGUUUUUCUGCUAUUCAUCUUGCAUUUCAACUUAAAUACUUCAACCAGGAAGAUGAAAGGUAUUCUCAUUAAAAAAAAAAAAAAAAAAGCUUUUCUUACCAAAUUCUAAAAUUUUAUUCCUAUUUUUGUAUAGCUUAUGCUCGUAACAAGAUUCCAGCUGUUUGUGGUGUCUCUGUUCUGUUUAAGUGCCGUGUGAAGACAUUUUCUGAAAUGCAAGGCAACAGUGUGGUUAGUUUACCUUUAUACACAUUACAACAGUCCCUGGAUGAGAAGUUACUUAGUGUAUUUCCGAAGUCCCCAAAGAGCUCUGUUUUAAUGAUUGUUUUGCAACUGGUUAAAAUUAACCUCUUCCAUUUGUACAAAACACUACCUUAAAAAAGGAAUAGAGUGCUAUAGCAAAAUCCUUACAGGAGGGUUUAUGAAAAGAUAAUAACCUUGUGAGGAAAAAAAUGUAUCCUCGGUUUGUAUCAACUGCAAGGUGACAAAGGCAGGAUGACUGCUCUUGAAAUAGCUUCUUGCUUUGAAAUAGAGUGGAAUGCCUGUUAUACUUUAAAAUGUUGACAAAUAUAAGUAGGCUAAACACUAAUUUCUAUCUUCUGUGAGUACAGUGAAGUCAACUGGCAUUUAAUGUUUCAAAGUAAUUUUGGGGAAAUUGAUAGGAGAUAUACUAAACUGCUCAUAUCUCUUGGCUUUAAGUGUGAAAGUAACUGUUCAGCCCUCAGUGAGGGCAGAAUGAAAAGCUAUUGUUAGUUUGAUUUUAACUAACGUGUUUGUGUUCCAUUCUGUCACAAAUAAUUCCUAUGCAGGGCUAGCUCCAUGUAUGGAAAUAUUGCAGUUUCUUUUUUACGUGACGUGAUUUAGCUUUAACAGUAAUGUAAAAAAGGAAAAAUAAGCAUAUUUCUCUGCUUUUACUCUCUCUCUCUAGGCUCCAGAUGCAGAUUACAUUAAAAAUAUGUUUUGGAGAACA
Falco peregrinus (peregrine falcon) is the source of this 7056-nucleotide messenger RNA. It is a transcript of the gene FEM1C, whose product is annotated as fem-1 homolog C. Lineage: Eukaryota; Metazoa; Chordata; Aves; Falconiformes; Falconidae. The record is from RefSeq and is a predicted model, not a curated record. Bases 323 to 2176 code for a protein of 617 amino acids. The transcript has 3 exons. Gene Ontology annotation, molecular function: protein binding.